Molecule: messenger RNA, 2875 nt
Organism: Pangasianodon hypophthalmus (striped catfish)
Lineage: Eukaryota; Metazoa; Chordata; Actinopteri; Siluriformes; Pangasiidae
Gene: arsh
Product: arylsulfatase H
Exons: 9
Coding region: 832-2277 (481 amino acids)
Molecular function (GO): arylsulfatase activity
Source: RefSeq, a predicted model, not a curated record
UUAGUGAGAUCAGGCACUGAUGUUGGGAUGUCGAGGAGGUCUGGGGUUCAGUCGGUGUUCCAGUUCAUCCCAAAGGUGUUCAGUGGGGUUGAGGUCAGGGCUCUGUGCAGGACACUCGAGUUCUUCCACUCCUACCUUCACACACCAUGUCUUCAUGGAGCUCGCUUUGUGCACAGGGGCAUUGUCAUGCUGGAACAGGUUUGAGUCUCUUAGUUCCAGUGAAGGGAAAUUGUAAUCCUACAGCAUUCAGAGACGUUCUCUACAAUUGUGUGGUUUAAACUUUGUGGCAACAGUUUGGGGAAGAAGCACAUAUGGGUGUGAUGGUCAGGGGUGCACAUACUUUUGGCCGUAUAGUAUAUGUAUAUUGUAAUGUGUAAAAAUAUGCUAUAUUUCUGCAUUCUAUAACCCAGGUGUUGUGCAAUGCAGUCCCAUAAACAGGAUCACUGACCUCUGUUCUUUGAUCUGACUAAUAAUAAAUAUGUGAUCAUUGGACAAACUUAAGUGCGCAUGUCUUUCCCUUUCAGUGGUGCAUGCUGGGUAAUAAUUUACCUCAGUGUACUUAGAACAACCGUGCAGGACUUUAUCUUUUAAAGACAGUUUAAUUAUUCCAGCCUCCUGUGAUUCCUGGACUCUGUUCUUCAUUACUUUAAACACAUGUUUUUUAGGAGAACUGGGUUGCUCCUCUGAUGGCUCACAUAAGCCUGAGGCAGUUGCUUGGAUUGUUUAUCCUAACUGUUCAAAGUCGAAGUGUUACAAAUGCUGAAGAUGCCACCAAACCCAACUUCAUACUCAUGAUGGUUGACGAUCUGGGGAUCGGGGACAUUGGUUGCUAUGGGAACGAUACGAUCAGGUCUCGGAAGUACUGGAAGAGUGCAGGUGAUCCUGUUCCUCGGUGCUUCAGGAGGACUUCCUCCCAACGAAACCACAUUUGCCAAACUCCUACAAAAGCAGGGUUACACCACAGGAAUUGUGGGAAAGUGGCACUUGGGCGUGAGCUGUAAAAGCAGGAACGAUCACUGCCACCAUCCCAACAGCCACGGUUUCGACUACUUUUAUGGUCUUCCCUUCACCCUGUUUAACGGCUGCAAACCUGGAAACAGCGCCGAUGUGCUAGGUGACCUUCAGGAGCUGCUGUGGCACAUUUUCACGCUGUUAGCGCUGGCAGUGUUAACACUAAUCACGGCUAAAAUCACUGGAAUUCUGGAAAUCAGCUCCAGGAUGCUCGUGUUCCUAGUUGUUGUUUACAUUCUUGGCUUUUUGACCUGGUAUAUUCCAUUUGCGUUCUUACAAACCUGGAAUUGCAUCCUCAUGAGGAACCAGGAUGUAGUGGAACAACCAGUGAACCUGGACACACUAACUGAAAAGCUAAUGAAAGAGGCGGAGCAGUUUGUUGAGAGGAACCAGAACAGACCCUUUUUGCUGUUUCUGUCUCUGCCUCACGUCCACACGCCGCUGUUCAUCUCCAAACAGUUUGCAGGAAAAAGCAAACAUGGCCUUUACGGCGACAACGUGGAGGAAGUGGACUGGAUGAUUGGCAGAAUGGUGAAGAUUGUCGAGAAGCUGAAACUUUCUGAAAGGACUCUGAUGUACUUCACGUCUGAUCACGGAGGAGACAUCUGGAUUUCAGACUCACAUGGCCGUAUUGGAGGCUGGAAUGGAAUUUAUCGAGGUGGUAAAAACAUGGCUGGCUGGGAAGGUGGCAUUCGUGUUCCAGGAAUAUUCCGCUGGACAAAUCGUCUUCCAGCCGGAAAAAUUGUUAAUGAGCCAACAAGUUUAAUGGACAUUUUUCCUACCGUAGUGAAUCUAGCUGGAGGACAGCUGCCUAAUGACAGAAUUCUGGAUGGUCAUGACCUGCUGCCGCUGAUGGAGGGAAAACUAAAGCGUUCGAAACAUGAGUUCAUGUUUCACUACUGUGGUGUUCAUUUGAGCGCCGUCCGCUGGCAUCCUCCUGACAGCGACUCAGUUUUCAAAGUGCACUUCUUCACUGCGAAUUGCAACGGCACACAAACAUGCUUGUGCCACGGCGACAUCAUCACACACCACGACCCGCCACUUGUCUUCGAUGUGACCUCUGACCCCUCGGAGGCAGUGCCCUUGACGGCGGAAACCACACCACGUCACGGCGAGGUGCUGCAGCGGGUUCGAGAUGCCGUGCAGGAACACCAGCGGACACUGACGCUCCCUGAGAACCAGCUGUCAUGGCCGAAUGCGCUGUGGAAACCAUGGUUACAGCCAUGCUGCGGCGUUUUCCCCUUCUGCUCCUGCUCGGACACUUGAAGGACGUCAUGACAGCAUGCACAUGUUUGGACGGAGAAAACUUUCUUAGUUCCGUUUGAGACAAACUGACGCGUGUAAACUUUAAUAAACGCUGCACAAGACUAAUUUUUUACGUGCUCAGCCCAGUUCCUGUAAUAAACACAUCAACGUUAUCCAUGAGAGUGAGUGUGUGUUGAAAGUAUGUGUGAUCCAUUGUGUGUGUGUGUGUGUGUGUGUCCCAAAUAUCACCCUCUCCCUCUUUUCUGCAGUUUUUUUUUUUUUUUACAAAAUUUUCUCUCAAUUCAUUCAUUUUUAUUUCCUAUUCCAGAGAUGGUGUUGAUCAGUUUUCUGUGUAAUGCGUUCGUUCUAACACGUUAUCGUUUCUAUAGUAACGGCUCAUUCACAGAACAGUGUCAGCGCUUCUGAGACCGAGCCUGAAGAAGAACCUCAGAUUCUGUGCUGAUGUUUUUAGUUGAAGAAGUGAAAAGAGUGAGAGCUAAAAUGAUCCUGAAAAAGGAUUUAAAGGAUCUUGUUGUUUCAUGUUAGAAGAAAAGGCUAUCGUGCCACAGAAACAGGCCGACGAACAAAAAGAGAAAAUAAACACUGGAUGUGAUACUCA